AACAUUGGACACACGGAAGCGGCUUCCGGUAUGGCAUCGCUGGUCAAGUGUUUGCUAUCAUUUGAAAACCAGUGCAUACCAGCCAAUCUGCAUCUCCAGAAAAUCAAGUCCAGUAUCGCGGAUAUGUGUCCACCUUUACAGCCGAUCAAUGAUAACUAUGACUAUACUCCCGGUAUAGCAGCACUCAAUAACUUUGGUUUAGGCGGUGUCAACGGUCACGUAAUACUUGAGCCAAACUAUAGGACACUAGUGGAUGAUAAUAAUAAUAGUCUAGAAAUAGCUACCGAUUCAUAUCCAAGAAUAGUAAACAUUUGUUGCCGAACUCUUGAUGGACUGAAUCGAUUGUUUGAUUUUAUUGAAAAUAAUCCGCAAAAGAUUACCAAAGAUUUUCUGGCUCUCUUGACUGAUACCAUGAAGUCGAGACCUAAUCUUAAGUCAUCGGGAUUUCCAUACAGAGGCACAUUAAUCAUCAAACAGAUGAUGGCCACUGUUGAGGAUAAUGAUGUUAGCAGUGGUGGACAACAACAACUGGUGAGCCGUACAUAUAAGAGACAGUGGACACAGUUUACAAGUAAGUCGACAAAACCACUUUGGUUUCUAUUACCCGGUUUGGGUGGCCAAUGGUCGGCAAUGGCCCGGGCGUUGAUGCCGAUCAACAUAUUUGCCCAAAAGAUUGACGAAUGUCAUGAAAUUCUUUCGGAAUACGGAAUCAAUUUGAAGACUCUGUUGUUAAAUGACUCGCAAAAUCAGAUGACAACAAUGACCAACAAAUUUUGUGCCACAACUGCUCUGCAAAUAGCAAUGAUCGAUGUCUUACACCGGCUGGACAUCACUGCCGACGGUCUAAUUGGCCAUUCGUUUGGCGAGAUUGCCUGCGCCUACGCCGACGGCUGUAUUACAGCCAAAGAGGCUCUACUGGUUACCUAUAUUCGUGGACAGGUUACCGAAAAUGAUCGAAACAUACCGAAAGGUUUGAUGGCAGUGGUGGGUAUGUCUUGGAUGGAAACCAAAAAAUUGUGUCCUAAAGGUGUUCACGUGGUCUGCAAUAACUCGGACAAUGCUGUAGUUGUUUCUGGUCUAUACAAAGAAGUAAAACAAUUUACCGAAGACUUAGCCAAACGAAAUAUAUUUGUACGCGAAUUGGAAAGCAAUUACAUUCCCUAUCACAGCAAAUAUCUCAAAUCUUCGGCACCGAAGAUGACCGAAAUGAUUGCCAAAGUUAUUACUUCGCCAAAAAAGCGAUCAAAGACAUGGAUAUCAACUGCCAUUGACGACCAGUUGUCAUCUGACGACAACGAGGCUCUCAAGUUUGCAUCGGCCGAGUAUUUUGUACACAAUUUGGUCAGUCCGGUCUAUUUCAUUAACAAAUUGAAGACACAAGUGCCCAACGAUGCCAUUAUCAUCGAAAUAGGUCCACAUUCGCUGUUUGCCAAAAUUGUGGCCAAAACACUUGAAAACAGUACAUAUAUGUCACUAAUCAAGAAAGACCAAAACGACAGUAAUUGUGAAACAUUUUUGUCGACAAUCGGCAAACUAUACGAAUUGGGUUUCAAUCCGGCCAUUGAACACCUGUAUCCACGGGUUGAGUGGCCAGUGGCCCGAAAUACUCAAUCGAUUAGCUCAUUGAUUCGUUGGGAUCACUCGGAAUCGUUUCUCGUUAAGAAAUAUCCCGAUUACUACUUUAACUAUACGGCCGGCGAUAUGAACAUACAGUUUGAUAUGUCGCGCGAUAUGAAAUCAUAUCUAACCGACCACUGUAUCGACGGUUCAGCGAUAUUUCCGGCCACCGGUUAUCUAAUGCUGGCCUGGCGUCAGUUGGCCGCAUCGCGCGGCAAAAUAUGGAAUCAAUUGCCGGUUGUUUUCGAGGAAACACAGUUCCGACGGGCGGUCUUUCUGUCGCAAACCGAACCGACAAAACUGAAAGUUAGAUUUCACGACAUAUCUGGAGAAUUUGCAAUAUUGGAAAACAAUUCAGUUGUAUGUCUGGGUCGAUGCUAUUCACCGGACGACUGUCCACUAAGAAUACAGAAUAUAUUUCACGAACAAAACAUUGAUAAGGAACUGGAGUCUGGUGUGACACUCGAUGCCGACGACAUCUACAAGGAAUUGGGUGUCAAAGGCUACGACUAUGGACCGACUUUUCGCCGAUUGCGACAAUUUUGUAGCGACUCUGAUGGCAGCAAAUUGUACGGCAAAGUUGAAUGGGACGGCAAUUGGAUAACAUUUUUGGACGCAUUGUUUCAGACAAUGGCGCUGACAGUGCCGUCCAGAGAGCUGAUGGUUCCCGUUAUGAUAUCAUCGCUCAGAUGCGAUCCCAAAGUUUUUUUCAGUGCCAUUUCGGACGCAAACAUUGUCGAUGAAAAUGUAUCGAAAGUAAUCGGCGCUGAAGAUAGAGAAGAGAUAAUUGUCACAAAAACCAAACAAGAAGUCGAUAUCUUUUCGGAGACAACAACCGCUGAACUGUUGGAAACGUUUAUUGAUUCAAGCUUUCAUAAAUACAAAUCAAUGAUGUCUUUCUAUUGUGAUGUCAACUCCAAGAUUAUUGUAACCAAUGGUCUGGAAGUGGAAGAUCUGAUAGCUGUUCCCAUAUCGCGUAAGAAUGUAUCAGUCAAUGAUCUAAAACUAGAGUCCUAUCAGUUCAUAGCCAACGAUGAAUCGCAAGCCAUCGAUGACCACCAGAAAGAGUUUGCCAUCAAUUAUCUUAAUGUGUGUCUAUCGAUGGCUAAUAAAAUAAUUAUCGAUAAAUUUGAUAAAGAUGUCAAAGAUGAAUAUAUAUUGUUGAAUAUAUUCAAACAUUUAUUGAAACUAUUGACGGAUCAAAAAAAUUCAGAUAAUAUUAAUAAUAUUGAUAGCGAUUUGAUUAACAAAUCGAUUAGCGAUUUAUAUACAAAACCAGAAUUUGAUUUAAACAACGAUUUGGUGAAUCAGUUGCCAAAAUGUGAACGAUUUCUUCGGCCACUACUCGACAUUGUCUGCGAAAAUAUUGUACCAAAAAAAGAGAUCAAAGUUCUUGAACUAAGCGCCAAUGUUAGCGGUUUGAUGGCCCAAGAGAUUGAUACAUAUCUGGCUUCGGCCGCCAUCUUUCCCAUUGAUGUUGACUAUAAUAUAGCUACAAAAUCGGUGGAUCAAUUACCAGAUAAAUUCAAGACAAAUAAAUUAUUCAAACAAUCAUACGAAUGGAAUUACCGGAAGAAUGACUUUCCAGUUGAUAGUCUUCAGUCGUCAUUUGAUUUGAUUGUUUUGCGCGACACUCAAGAGCUGUGGCCAUCGGUCGACCUGAAGAAACAAUUGCAUGAUAUGUAUGAAUCGUUGAACAACAACAACAACAACAGGUCAUUCUUGUUGAUUAUUUUGAGAGAUAACUAUACGGCACCGGAAUUGGCCUUAAGUCAGAUGAAUGGCAAGAAAUUUGCCGACAAAACAGCUCUUCGUCAACGAAUCGACAGUUUUGUUACAAUUGGCAAAUCAAUUGGUUUAUCACUGGUUUGUCGCAAAAGUGAUUCAAUCGGUUCAAUGGGUUUACUGUUUAGAAAAACAACUGUUUGUGAUUCUUCUGGUAGUUAUGAUAAGCAAAAUAUCAAUUUUAUUCAAAUCGACGAAAAUUGUUACGAAAAUUGGUUUGAAUUAGUUAAACAAAAGUUGUGUGAACUCAAAGAGAUUACCAAUGAAUCAGAUACGACAAAGUUGUGGUUAGUUAGCAUCGGCAGCGAUAAACCGUCGAAGAAUGGCCUAAUAGGUCUGGCAAAUAGUUUGCGGUUAGAACCGGGCGGCGACCGAAUCCGAUGUAUAUUUGAUUUUGAUAAUUGUCUACAAUUGCCACUACUAAAUAACCACUGUCCACUGGUUGCCGAUAUAUUGACCAACGAGUUGAUUAUCAAUGUGAUUAGCAACGGAAAAGUUGGUACAUAUAGACACUUAAAUUUACCGAAAGAUUACGACCAAUUGGUAACUCACGACUACUUUUUAAAUGUGGCCAAAAACAAUAAGGACUUGUCGUCCAUUCAAUGGUUUGCGGCCAACAAUUUGUUUACAACCGAAAUCAACUACGAUAUGAACAACCAGUCAUACAAACAGAUCAGAUGCCGUAUCUAUAGUUCUGGUCUUAAUUUCAAAGAUGUUAUGUUUGCCACUGGCCGUAUAAUGUCGGGUCCAGAAUCCUUGUUCACCGACAAUGCAAUCGGUUUCGAGUUUGCCGGUCGACGUAACGACUCGGGUCAACGUGUUUGCGGUUUCGGUGUCAGUCGAUGUAUGGCAUCAUUUGUCGACACCAGUGACCAAUUGGUUACACCAAUACCCGAUCAUUGGUCAAUGGACGAAGCGGUAACAGUACUGAGCACAUACAUUACUGUCUGGUACGGACUUAUCGAAAGGGCACAACUCAGGCAAAACGAAAGCAUUUUGAUUCAUUCGGGUGCCGGCGGUGUAGGACAGGCAGCCAUUGCCGUCUGCCAGCACUACAAUUGCGAUAUCUAUACUACAGUUGGCAAUGAAGAAAAGCGUCGAUUCCUGAUUGAUAGAUACAAAAUACCUGAGCAUAAGAUAUUCAACUCACGUGACAUACAAUUCAAGUAUCAGUUGUUGACGGCCACUAACGGCCGAGGAGUUAAUCUGGUACUCAAUUCGUUGACCGGCGACAAACUGGAGGCCAGUUUCCAGUGUGUAUCGAAAAACGGUCGUUUCGUUGAAAUCGGUAAAUACGACCUAAUUCUGAACAAACGAUUGGGUUUGUUUGCCUUUCUCAAGAACAUAUCGUUUGUCGGGGUUUCAGUGGAUCAGAUCAUAUCAGUUAUGCCCGACUAUUGCCAAAAGUUUUUCGAUUGGAUGCACCAAAACUCAGCCGUCGGCACGGGUUGUGUCCGACCAAUCAAUACGACUAUCUUUAGGGCAUCGGAAGCCGAUCAGGCGUUCCGCUAUAUGACUACUGGCAAACAUAUCGGGAAAUUAGUGAUUAAGAUUCGGGAUGAAGAGCCGCCAAAAACAACACCAAUGAUGACGGCGAGUCAACUAAUGAAUGAAACCCAAAAACUGAUGGUAACAGUGAAGACCUAUUUUAAUCCACAAAAAGUUUUUAUAAUUACUGGCGGUUUGGGUGGCUUUGGACUCGAGCUAAUCAAUUGGAUGGUAAAGAUGGGCGCAAAAAAGUUUGUGAUAACAUCCCGCAGUGGCAUUAAAACCAGUUAUCAACGAUUUCUCAUGAAUCGAUUGGACAGUUGGGGCCAAAAAUAUCGGGCACUCAAAACCGAUUUGGUUGUCGUCGAAAAUGCUGGUAAAACACUGGACGACAACAAAAAUCUUUUAGCGAAAGCACUUGAAUUGGGGCCAUUGGGUGGUGUUUUUCAUUUGGCACUUGUACUCAACGAUGGCCUACUAGAGAAUCAAACAUUGGAUCAGUUCGUGACUACCUGUGCGUCAAAAGUGAAUGCAUGCCAGCACUUAGAUCGCCUAACCCGUGAAAUGUCUAUCGAUUUGGACUAUUUUGUUGUCUUUUCGUCGGUCAGUUGUGGCAAAGGAAAUCCCGGCCAAACCAACUAUAGUUACGGCAAUUCUGUUGGCGAACGUCUAUGCGAACAGCGCCGUCGCGAUGGCCUACACGGACUGGCCAUACAGUGGGGACCAAUUGGCGACGUCGGAGUUAUCGCCGACACAGACAUUAACACAUCGUUUUCGGCAAUUGUCAAACAACGGAUCAACUCGUGUAUGGAAGUGUUGGACAAAUUUCUUCAGUGUCCGCAUCCUAUACUCUCCAGCACUGUAAGAGCCCAACGUAUCGCACAUGAAGGUACCCGAGAGUAUCGUAUUGUCGGCCAAAUAUGGAGCGCACUGGGCGUCGAUCCGGACACUACACCCGAUCACUUGACACUCGGCGAGAUUGGCAUCGAAUCAAUGUUUGCCAUUGAAUUACAACAGGGAUUGGAAAAAGAUUACGACAUCAAGAUAUCACUCAGUGAUGUCAAGUCUAUUACUGUCAAACAAAUGAAAGACUUUCAAAGUGGUAAAGUUGUUGAUCUUAAACAGUUUGCCGCCGAUAUCCGUGACGCCCGACACCGACUCAAUCGCAAACGAUUUAUAAUACCAUCCGAACCGUAUACACGACUCAAUACGGUUACCUCAGGUAAACCAUUGUAUUUGUUGCCACCAAUUGAGGGCAUAUUUUCAACGUUUGAAUCGUUGGCCAAAAAAAUUGAUCGUCCAGUCAUUGGACUGAAUUGGACCAAAGAUAUGGACGGUAUGACUUCCAUCAAUGAGAUGGCCACUCAUUUUACACAAGUAUUGCGCCAAUUGUCGCCCACCGGCUCCGGCGACUGGGACAUUAUCGGUCAUUUCUAUGGCGCUCUAGUGGCCAGCAAAAUGCUCCGAUCGUCGGCACCCAUAGGCCGGGCAGUUAUUAUUGAUAUACUUUCAAACACCCGAAUAGACGAGGAACUGAUGGCCAGCGACGAGAAUCUGUUUAAAAUUGUUUCAAAAUUUUUAUUUCACGAUAUGCCCGAAAAUGUCCGCCAGCGAAUCAGCCGUGAUCUGGACACUGUACCAGAUAUUGGCGAAAAACUUACCCGACUAUCGACUGAAAUCAAAGAUUUUGGCGGCAAAAGCUUGGUUUCCAAAGACUUGGAUCAGAUUCUGAAAAAUUCCUUCCGUCGGGCAAAACUAUUUACCGACUAUCGGAUCAAAUUGAGUCGCAAAUAUCAAAGAGUUCGGACAAAUGUUGGGAAAAAGUUUUACGAAAAACGGGGAAAAUUAUUGGUCAUUAAACCGUUUGAAGAUUUCGGCAAAGAUGAUAGCAAUAGUAAUAAUAAUAAUAAUAAUAAUCAUAAUAACAUUCAUUCAGAUAUUGAUGGCAUAUAUAACUCGUAUUUUAUAUCAAAAGAGGCAUCCGAUAUGAUGGACAUCCAAAAGUUAAGGGCAAAUCCCGAUGAAAUACUUAUUGAAAAUGUCGACAAAAUAGCGACACUAAUCAAUAAUUUUUUUAAAAAGAUAUAA
Messenger RNA from Oppia nitens, 6978 nucleotides. Its product is annotated as fatty acid synthase-like. The record is from RefSeq and is a predicted model, not a curated record. Lineage: Eukaryota; Metazoa; Arthropoda; Arachnida; Sarcoptiformes; Oppiidae. The transcript is spliced from 12 exons. Bases 31 to 6978 code for a protein of 2315 amino acids. Gene Ontology annotation, biological process: fatty acid biosynthetic process. Gene Ontology annotation, molecular function: oxidoreductase activity; fatty acid synthase activity.